AGAGGUUUACAUGAGUUUGUUUGGCGUUUAUGGGGUUGCUCAGAUACUGCAAUGCUUGGGUUAUACGGGCGUUGGGAGGCUUUUUGACGGCCUUGGAUGGAAAGUAUUUUGGGGAAAUUUUUCUGUAUAUAGUAUAAGAAGGGCUUAUACUCAACAAGAGGAAUAUUUAACAACAGGACUUUAAUACAUUGAGGUAUCUACUUGUACUUUUGUU
Messenger RNA from Trichoderma atroviride IMI 206040, 214 nucleotides. NCBI's taxonomy places the organism in Eukaryota, Fungi, Ascomycota, Sordariomycetes, Hypocreales, Hypocreaceae. The record is from RefSeq and is a predicted model, not a curated record.